CCCCAAAACUCCAAAUACACAAGCCCUCUCUCACUGAUUCACGCAUCAUCAGUCUUUGCACAACACCAUUAAAGCAGAGCAUAGAGAGAGCGAGGGAGAGAGAAAAAAUCUAGCAACAGUGCAUUUUUUACUAAACUGGUGUUCGUUUUCUCCUUCCUUAGAUAUGGGAAUCGAAGCGGAGAGCUUGAAGGGGUUCGGCAGAGGCUGGGGCGUUACGGCCAAGCCUUGCGAUUCCUGCAAAUCGGCCGCUGCAGCCACCUUCUGCCGAGCAGACUCCGCAUUCUUGUGCCUGAGCUGCGAUGCAAAGAUCCACUGCGCCAACAAACUGGCGUCUCGCCACGAGCGCCUGUGGAUGUGCGAGGUGUGCGAGCAGGCUCCCGCUGCCGUCACCUGCAAGGCCGACGCUGCCGCGCUCUGCGUCACCUGCGACGCCGACAUCCACUCGGCUAACCCGCUUGCCCGCCGCCAUGAGCGGGUCCCCGUCGAGCCCUUCUUCGACUCGGCCGAGUCCUUAAUCAAAUCAUCUGCUCUCAAUAAUUUCCUUUUGGUCCCCACCGAUCAGAACGUGGACGCCAGCAAGAACACCACCGCGAAAUCCGAGACUGACACCAACCAUCACGACGACGCCGAGGCGGCAUCUUGGCUCUUUCCGAACCCUAAUUUCGGUUCCAAGGUCAUGGAUGGUCUUGAUGUGAAACCCGGCGACAUUCUUUUCUCCGAAAUGGAUCCAUUUCUUGAAUUCGAUUAUCCAAACCCGUUGUUUUACAGUGCGGGAACGGAUAGCGUAGUACCAGUUCAAACUAAACCCGUCUCCGCUGCAGUCACGAACCACUCCAGGGAGAGGUGCUUCGAUAUUGAUUUCUGCAGAUCCAAGCUCUCUGUAUUCAGCUCUUCUACUCAGUCUCUCAGCCAAAGCGUAUCCUCUUCCGAUGUCGGAGUGGUUCCGGACGGGAACUCCAUGUCCGAUAUAUCGUAUCCUUUCGGGCGAAACAUGAGUGCUGAUCCGAACGUGCCGGUAUCGGGGACUACAAACCAACCGGCAACUCAGCUGUGUGGAAGCGAUCGUGAAGCCAGGGUUUUGAGGUACAGAGAGAAGAGAAAGAAUCGGAAGUUCGAGAAGACCAUUCGCUACGCUUCGAGAAAGGCGUACGCGGAAACCCGGCCGAGAAUCAAAGGCCGGUUCGCGAAACGGACGGAGAUUGAAACCGAUGUGGACUGCCUGUACAACUCGGCAUCUGCCGCGGCUUUCAUGUCCGAAGCCCAGUACGGCGUCGUUCCUACCUUCUGAUCAACGAACGAAGUUUCUCCGAUGAUCGUAUUGCUCUCCCAUAUCACGGUUCUUAACUUUGCGCGCUAGCUAGAAUAAUUUGUGCGGUGCUCGCUCUUAUAAUUAAUAAUAUGUAAAGUUGGUAGAUUUGAAUGUUUUGGUGUAAAUUAUUGGCAUUAAGCAAGAGGGUUCAGUCAAAUGGUGGAGUUUAGGGGGUUGAACUUGAACUGCAGGUGCAAGGAGGAAGAAGAGCAAUUAAUCAAGCUGAGCUUUCGCACCUAGAUCUCCCUCUCGUCUUCAAAAAGCCCAUAUGCUUUUUCCUAUUUGGGGCUUCUGUAACGCUCUUUUCCGUCCAUGGAAAAUCUUUUAUUUUCCAAUUUAUUUUCUUGUCCUCUUUUUUCACGGAUCUCUUUCUGAGUUCUUAUUGGCUCGUUGCAACUUUUGUUUCCAAGCCUUGUUAUAUACUAAUAAAUUAGUUUGUUUGAA
Messenger RNA from Carya illinoinensis, 1753 nucleotides. Its product is annotated as zinc finger protein CONSTANS-LIKE 5-like. NCBI's taxonomy places the organism in Eukaryota, Viridiplantae, Streptophyta, Magnoliopsida, Fagales, Juglandaceae. Gene Ontology annotation, biological process: regulation of photoperiodism, flowering; regulation of flower development. The transcript has 2 exons. Gene Ontology annotation, molecular function: protein binding; zinc ion binding. The record is from RefSeq and is a predicted model, not a curated record. Gene Ontology annotation, cellular component: nucleus. Bases 164 to 1288 code for a protein of 374 amino acids.